AGCUUGCAAGAAACAAGAAAGUGAAGAAGAGGAAUCUAGAAACUGAAGUAUAUUCUUCCUUCCAUGUCUCACCUUCGAAUAUACAAUCAGAUGCGAUGUAUCUUCCACAAGAUUUCACAAGCUCAGAUGCUCGUAAAAGAAAAUUUCACAAGAAGUGUAGUCCGAGACAGAUAAUUUCAUCAUAUUCAUCAAGGGAGAAACGAUACGUAACAUUUACACUUGCACCUGUUGAUGUCAGACAUUGUAGACUGCGUCUUCCAAUGCAAUUCACGAGGGAGAAUGGCAUCAACAAGCCUGGGAAGAUAUAUCUGUUGGGUAAAGAUGGUUCAAAGUGGCUGGCAAACCUUCUCCUGGAAAGCAGAGGAAGAAUGACUCUGGGAGACGGCUGGAAAUCUUUUGUUAAAGCAAACGGCUUAAAGACUGGUGAAUCCUACACACUCGAGGCGAAUUGGGAAGACACAACUCCUGUGCUCCGUUUGUGCACUGCCGAGUAUAGCAUUGACAGUAGAGAAGGAGGGGGUUCAGAAGCGAGCGAGAAAGAGCCUCUUCCCAUCGAACCUAGCAACAGAAACCAAAUCGUCAACGGUGAAAACAGCAAAGACGAAAACAUCGAUGAAAAUAGCAAAGAGGAGAGCUGCUCAUGGGAGGGAGAGAAGAAUCAUCUGAUAUGGAGAGAUUCAACUACUUCGUCCAGCCAAAACCGAUUUCUGACAUUAACAAUAACACCCGACAGUCUCAGACAUGGUAGACUGCGUCUUCCAUUGCAAUUCAUGAUGGAGAAUAGCAUGAACAAGCCUGGGGAGAUAACUCUGUUGGGUAAAGAUGGUGCAAAGUGGUUGGUUAGUCUUCUACUAGAAAGAAGAGGAAGAAUGAGUUUGGGAAAGGGAUGGAAAGACUUUGCUAAAGCAAACGGCUUAAAGGCAGGUGAUUCCAUCACGUUGGAGUCAAUUUGGGAAGACGCAACUCCUGUCCUCAGUUUGCACCGUAUAGAGUGUAGCAGUGAUAGAAGGCAGCAUGGUGAGUGCUCAAAAGCAAGAGAGAAAGAGACUAUUUUCACAGAACCUAGCAGUGGGAACAGGACAAGUAACGCAGAAAGUAACACAGAAGAGAACAGAAAGUAUCCUCAUAGAAGGAGAGAUUCAUCUUUAGCAAUCCAAAACCGAUUCGUGACAUCAACACUUUCACCUGAAAUAGUUCGCUGUGUUACUCAUGAUAUUCGAAUAGGCGAGAUCGUUGUUGUCAGAGAUGAAGGAGAUAUGAUGUUCCAGGUUUCAGAUUUAGGACCCAGCUGCUGUGAGAUUCGAGACGUACUGGCUCCAAGCACCUACAAUGAUCAGGAAAACAUCGGUAGCUUUUCGAUUAAAAUGCAUCCGCACUUAAGAAAAGAAGUAGGCUUUUCGUCAUACGUUCAAGACAACAUUGAGCUUCCGAGAAAGAAGAAAGCGAAGAUUAACAAUUUGGGAACAGAAGCAGAUUCUUCAUCAGAGCUCUCUUGUUUUGUAGCCCAUGUCAGAGCUUCAAAUCUACACAGAGAUGCACUGUAUCUUUCAGAAGAUUUCACAAACUCUGAUGGUCUUAAAGGAAAAAGCCGCAAGAAGGAUUGUCCGACACAGAUUAUUUCAUCAUAUUCGUCAAGCGAGAAACAAUUAGCAACAUUUAGACUUGCACCUGUUGAUGUCAGAAAUUGUAGACUGCGCCUUCCAAUGCAAUUCACAAGGGACAAUGGCAUAAACAAGCCUGGGAAGAUUUAUCUGUUAGGUAACGAUGGUUCAAAGUGGCUGGCUAAUCUUCUCCUGGAAAGCAGAGGAAGAAUGACUUUGGGAGACGGAUGGAAAUCUUUUGUUAAAGCAAAUGGCUUAAAGACGAGCGAUUCCUUUGCACUCAAGUUGAAUUGGGAAGACACAACUCCUGUGCUCAGCUUGUGCUCUGCAGAGCAUAGCAUUGAUAGUAAAGACGGAGGAGGGUGUUCAAAAGCAACUGAGGAAGAGGGUCUUCUGAUAGAACCUAGCAGUGGAAAAGAGAUCAGCAAAGAUGAUAACAACGAAGAUAGAAACAGAAAAGAGGAAAAUAGCAAAGAGGAGAGCCGCUCAUGGGAGAGAGAGAAGAAUCAUCUGAUAUGGAGAGAUUCCACUACUUCAUCCAGCCAAACCCGAUUUCUGACAUUAACAAUAACACCUGACAGUCUCAAACAUGGUAGACUGCGUCUUCCAUUGCAAUUUAUGAUGGAGAAUAGCAUGAACCAGCCUGGAGAGAUAACUCUGUUGGGUAAAGGUGGUGCAAAGUGGCUGGCAAGUCUUCUACUGGAAAGAAGAGGAAGAAUGAGUUUGGGAAAGGGAUGGAAAGAUUUUGCUAAAGCAAACAGCUUAAAGACGGGAGAUUCCAUCACGUUGGAGUCAAUUUGGGAAGACGCAACAACUCCUGUCCUCAGUUUGCUCCGUAUAGAGUCUAGCAAUGAUAGAGGGCAAAUCAAGAUGUCAAAACAGUCUCUUUCCGCAGAACCUAGCAGUGGAAACAAGACCGGAAAAGCAGAGAACAAGAGAGAAGGGAACCGGACCGUGAUAUUAAUACUUACACCUGAAGAUGUCAAAGAUUGUAAACUGUGUCAAAAGACGGAACAGUCGCUUUGGGAAAUGGUUGGAAAGGAUUUUGUGAGGCGAAUGGCGUGA
Arabis nemorensis is the source of this 2666-nucleotide messenger RNA. The record is from the annotation of a GenBank genome assembly. Lineage: Eukaryota; Viridiplantae; Streptophyta; Magnoliopsida; Brassicales; Brassicaceae.